AUGCCUUCAGCCCCUGUCGACGCAAAGGGGACCGUUCUCUACUACGAGGACAGCGGCGCUCCUGCCAACAGUGCGGAAUACGUAACCGUGGUUCUCAUUCACGGAACUUGCUUCCAUGGUGCCACUUUCCGCCCACUCUUUCCUCAUGCUACUGCGUGCAAUCUUCGCCUUGUGUAUGUCAACAUGCGCGGGUAUCCCGGCUCCUCUCCGGUCUCUGAGGCCGACUUCGGGAGCACCAAGGACGAACGAGAGCAAACGCAACGUGAUCGCGGCUUCGAACUUGCUGCAUUCCUGUGCUGGCUCAUUGACACGGAAAAAAUCCCACCUAUCAACGGAGGCGCUGGCGGCAUCUCCCUUCUCUCGUGGUCCGGAGGACACGCGCUCUCGUUCUCCAUGUUCGGGAAUGCUGGGUUGCUACCCGAGAAAACCAGAGAUGUCUUGAACGAGUACUUGCGUAGUUUCAUUAUGUAUGAACCCAGCUCAGCCGCGACAGGUACCACACCUCCUCCCUCUUUCUUUGGUGUCGUAGCCGACCGAACGAAGUCGCCGACAGAUCAAGCCAUCGCCUUCGGGAUCGAGGUAUCCUCCUACUUUGAACCAUGGGACCUCCCCGACACACUCCCGACACUCGCCCCAGAUGCUCCCCCGCGCUGCAGGAUCCAAGACCUGCCGCGCGCCGGUCCCCUCGAGCGCCGCUUCGAGCCGACGGUGAACAAAAUGAGUGCCGAAGAGCUCCGCGACAUGACGCACCCCGCGACCUUCGCCGGCACGCUGCACUUCUCGCACUGGUCGCCCUUAAUCGCCGCGGUCAACGCCGCACACGUCCACCGCGCGCUGUACGACCCGCGCUUCCCCAUCGGUCCGGAGGGCGCGCUGGCGACGGUGUGGGCGCGGGUGCGCGUGCACCUGCUGUAUUGCGACAUGACGAACGGCUCGAUCGCGUGGGCGUGCGCGACGAUACGGUGCGGGCACGCGGGGGCAGAGGAGGGUGUGCGGAGGCCGAUGGAGGUGCACGUAUUCAAUGGGUGCAACCAUUUCCUGCACUGGGAAGAACCAGAAAGGUUCACGGAGAUCCUGGCGAAGAUCGCAUGA
Molecule: messenger RNA, 1092 nt
Organism: Epithele typhae
Lineage: Eukaryota; Fungi; Basidiomycota; Agaricomycetes; Polyporales; Epitheliaceae
Product: Alpha/Beta hydrolase protein
Exons: 4
Coding region: 1-1092 (363 amino acids)
Source: RefSeq, a predicted model, not a curated record